AUGCUGCUUCUACCUCUUCUAUUGCUAGCGCUUAUCAUCCCAGGUGGUGACAAUGAAGAUGUUAAGUUGUUCCAGUGGCCAACCUUCUACCAUAUCAUCCAUAUUUGGACCUUUGCCAACAGCUCCUGGGCUCCAAACCAAGGCUCAGGCUUGUUGGAUGAUUUGCAAAUUCAAGGCUGGAAGAGUGACUUGGGCACUACCAUUUCCCUGAAGCCCUGGUCCAAGGGGAACUUUAGUGAUGAAGAGAUGACUGGACUGCAGGACCUAGUCCGAGUAUAUUUCAUUGGAUUCACUCGGGUUGUGCAGGACCAUGUCAGUGAGUUCUAGUUGGAAUACCCUUUUGUGAUCCAAGUCAAAGCAGACUGUGAGCUGCAUUCUGGGGAGGCUAUAGGAAGCUCUUUGAGAGGAGCUUUAGGAGGAAUGGACUUUGUGAGGAUCCAGAAUCAUUCCUCUGUACGUGCACCAGCCAGUGGCAGCAGGGGGCAGAAGUUUUGUGUACUCAUGACUCAAUAUCCAGGCAUAUCUGAUAUCAUUGAGAGGCUCCUCUCAGAAACCUGUCCUCGAUAUCUCCUGGGUGUUCUUGAUGCAGGGAAGGCAGAACUGCAGAAGCAAGUGAAGCCAGAGGCCUGGCUGUCCAGUGGCCCCCCUCCCCGGCCUGGCAGUCUGCGGCUGGUCUGCCACGUCUCAGGAUUCUACCCAAAACCUGUGUGGGUGACAUGGGUGAGGGGCGAGCAGGAGCAGCCUGGCACUCAGCAAGGAGACAUCAUGCCCAAUGCAGACUGGACAUGGACACCCUGCAUCCAUUGGCUUGAUACUUGUGGCAAUAAUAGUGCCCUCCUUGAUCCUUUAGAUAUGUCUGGCAAUAUGGUUUUGGAGACGCUGGUCAUAUCAGAAUAUCUCAUGAGCCCUGAAUGUCUCCUUUUCCAUUUGGAAUAA
This is a messenger RNA of Odocoileus virginianus texanus, 936 nucleotides long. NCBI's taxonomy places the organism in Eukaryota, Metazoa, Chordata, Mammalia, Artiodactyla, Cervidae. The record is from RefSeq and is a predicted model, not a curated record.